AUGAAGGAUUCAGGAUUUGGGAUUCAGGAUGCAGGAUUUGGGAUGUGGGAGGUGGGAUACGGGACGAGGGAUGCGGGAUGCAGGAUGCAGGAGACACCCCGCCUGGAGAUGGGGGGCAGCGAGGAGAGGCCCUACUCGGUGCCCCCACCCUCCGUCACCCACAAUGGCUUCCUCUACAAGACCCCCUCCAUGGCCAAGCCCGUGGGCGAGCGGAAGGGCCAGGAAGAGUUCAGCCGGCGGUGGUGCACGCUGCAGGACGGGGUCCUCAGCUACUACGAGAGCGACCGCAACGCCGUGCCCAACGGGGAGAUCAAGGUGGGGGAGGUGGUCUGCCUGGUCAACAACCCCCCCCACGCCCACGGAGGUCCCUUCCAACCACUAAGAUUCUGUGAUUCUGUGACCUGUCCCUCUUGUCCCCCACCUCAGUCCUUCGUCCACCCUCGUGCUGAGGAGCUGCUGGCCUUGGACUUCGAGCGCCUGGGCCGGCUGCAUUACAAGGGGGGCUUGAACCUUGAGAGAGCCAAGGAGGGUUGGUUUGCUCUGGUGGGCUCCACGCUCCACCUCUGUCCCACCCCGGACGGCGAGAGGCAGGAGCCCCUCCAGCUGCGCAAGUUGCAGGAGCUCUCCAUCCAGGGGGACAACGAGGUGCUGGUGCUGGUGGAGAGGCGGAGGACGCUCUACAUCCAAGGGGAGAGGAAGCUGGAUUUCCUGGGCUGGGUGCAGGCCAUCCAGAAGGCAGCGGGCAGCGGGGGGGACACCUUGUCGGAGCAGCAGCUGACGGAGGCCGACGUCCCGCUGCUGGUGGACCGAUGCGUUGACUACAUCACCCAAUGUGGGUUGACCUCCGAGGGCAUCUACCGCAAGAGUGGGCAGAACUCCAAGACCACCAGCCUGCUGGAGAUGCUGCGGCGGGACGCCCGCUCCGUCUGCCUGAAGGAGGGCGAGCACCAGGUGGACGACGUGGCCAACACCCUCAAACGCUUCUUCCGUGACCUCGGGGACGGGCUCUUCACCGGGCGCUGGGGCCAGGAUUGGCUACGGGCCACCACGCUGGAGGAUGAGGAGGCCAAGAUCGGCGAGUACCGGCGGCUCCUGGGCAACCUCCCCACGGUGAACCGGGCCACGCUGAAGACCCUCAUCAACCACCUCUUUCGGGUCCAGCUCUUCUCCGGGGAGAACCAGAUGAACACGCACAACUUGGCCAUCGUCUUCGGGCCCACCCUCUUCCAGACGGACGGCAAGGACUACAAGGCAGGCCGGGUGGUGGAGGACCUCAUCAGCCACUACGUGAAGAUCUUCAACGUCAACGACCAAGAGAUGAAGAAGCAGCAGGACGAGAUCAUGGCCAUCAUGAAGAUGAGGGAGGCAGCGUCCAGUGGGAAGCAGCAAGCCGGGGACUUCAUCUGCACUGUCUACCUGGAGGAGAAGAAGACGGAGGCAGAGCAGCACGUCAAGAUCCCGGCCACCAUGACGGCCGAGGAGCUCACCUUUGAGAUCCUGGACCGGAGGAAAAUCGUCAUGAAGGAGAAGGACUAUUGGAGCUGCUUCGAAGUGAACGAGAGGGAGGAGGCAGAACGGCCCUUGCACUACUCGGAAAAAGUCCUGCCCAUCCUGCACUGCCUGGGGACGGAGAGCUACCUGGUGGUGAAGAAGCAGAUGUCCAUGGAGAACAUGCUCAUCUACCUCGCCAGCAGAGUGGGCGACUGCAAGCACGGCAUGAUGAAGUUCCGGGAGGAGAGGAACCUGCUGGGGCUGGGCCUGAGCACCGGCUUCCACGACCGGUACUUCAUCCUCAGCCACUCCUGCCUGCGCCUCUACAAGGAAGUGAGG
This is a messenger RNA of Calidris pugnax (ruff), 1830 nucleotides long. RefSeq names its product ArfGAP with RhoGAP domain, ankyrin repeat and PH domain 1 (gene ARAP1). NCBI's taxonomy places the organism in Eukaryota, Metazoa, Chordata, Aves, Charadriiformes, Scolopacidae. Gene Ontology annotation, biological process: positive regulation of GTPase activity; signal transduction. The annotation marks the transcript as partial. Gene Ontology annotation, molecular function: GTPase activator activity; phosphatidylinositol-3,4,5-trisphosphate binding. The transcript is spliced from 14 exons. The record is from RefSeq and is a predicted model, not a curated record. Gene Ontology annotation, cellular component: plasma membrane; trans-Golgi network; cytoplasmic vesicle.